GCACGGCGGCGCGGCCCAAUGGGCGCGCGGGGCGGCGGCGUUUGAAAGCGCUGUGAGGGGUGGGGGCGCCAACGGCCCCGCUGAGGCGAGGGGUGCGCGGGGGCUGCCGGGAAGGGGGCGGACCGGCGGCAAUGGCGCACAAGCAGAUCUAUUACUCGGACAAGUACGACGACGAGGAGUUCGAGUACCGGCACGUGGUGCUGCCCAAGGACCUGGCCCGGCUGGUGCCCCGCACCCACCUGCUCUCCGAGACUGAGUGGCGGAACCUGGGGGUGCAGCAGAGCCAGGGCUGGGUGCACUACAUGGUGCACGAGCCAGAGCCCCACAUCCUGCUCUUCCGCCGCCCGCGGCCCAAGAAACCGGAGAAGUGACAUGAUCGGCCCCGCCCCGCCGGGACAGCGCCCGCCGCCGCCUCGCCGUCCCCGGCGGGGGUUUGCCCCCGGUACCGGGGGGCCUUUCCCGCCUUGAGCUUCAAUAAAAGGAUG
Molecule: messenger RNA, 485 nt
Organism: Chroicocephalus ridibundus (black-headed gull)
Lineage: Eukaryota; Metazoa; Chordata; Aves; Charadriiformes; Laridae
Gene: CKS1B
Product: CDC28 protein kinase regulatory subunit 1B
Exons: 3
Coding region: 132-371 (79 amino acids)
Biological process (GO): regulation of mitotic cell cycle
Cellular component (GO): cyclin-dependent protein kinase holoenzyme complex; SCF ubiquitin ligase complex
Molecular function (GO): ubiquitin binding; cyclin-dependent protein serine/threonine kinase activator activity; histone binding
Source: RefSeq, a predicted model, not a curated record